Saprolegnia diclina VS20 is the source of this 336-nucleotide messenger RNA. RefSeq lists its product as hypothetical. The transcript is spliced from 3 exons. The coding region runs from base 1 to 336 and encodes 111 amino acids. The record is from RefSeq and is a predicted model, not a curated record. NCBI's taxonomy places the organism in Eukaryota, Oomycota, Saprolegniomycetes, Saprolegniales, Saprolegniaceae.
AUGUCGACGACGACGAACGCAGCGGAAGCCACGCCCAACCGCGAGACGCAGAAGGCCGAGUGGCGCGGGUCGCGCCUGCAGUGGUCCAAGCAGGCCGAGCAUAAACUGCACCAAGAACUCAACUCGAUCGCGCUGGAAAAGUGCUACGCCAAGACCAAGGCCUUUGUCGACUGCUCGCACGAGCACGGUCUUCUCGUCGUGUGGAAAUGCCGCCAGCACAACGCCGACCUGAACGCGUGCCUGCACGAGUACACCAACCCGGAGGCGUUCGCUGCGUUCAAGGCCAGCCGCACGGAAGACAUCCCGGUCGUUGUCAAGACGCCCAAGUCGGCGUAA